Messenger RNA from Spinacia oleracea (spinach), 1550 nucleotides. Its product is annotated as E3 ubiquitin-protein ligase ATL31-like. The record is from RefSeq and is a predicted model, not a curated record. Lineage: Eukaryota; Viridiplantae; Streptophyta; Magnoliopsida; Caryophyllales; Amaranthaceae. The transcript is spliced from 2 exons. Bases 72 to 1274 code for a protein of 400 amino acids.
CAUUAACAUAUAUCGUCAUUUCCUUAACCAAUUUCCACAUCUUUCAUAAUACCAAAAAUAAAAGGUAAGGCAUGCCUUACCAAACAAUCUUAUUACUCCUACUUUUCAUCAACCCUACUACAAUAGCUCAAGAAUCAGAAUCACCCCCUUCUUCAGACAAUUACGGUUCCCCUUUACCCACAAACGCCAUCAUCAUCGUCGUUGUCGUCGUUUCCGUUAGCGUUCUCGCAUGCUACACCCGCCCAUUCGUCGCUUGCUUCCGCGCUUACGUCUUCGGUGGAGCCGUCGAUGGCGGUGGCGACACCAAUGAAGACGGUGAAGUUCGUCGGAGAAAUACUGCUCAUGGUCUUGACCCUAAAAUAUUGGCUACAUUUCCGACGUUUGUAUAUUCCGACGUUAAAGUCCACGUAGUUAGUAAAACUACGCCGUUAGAGUGCGCUAUAUGUUUGUAUGAGUUCGUUGACCAUGAGCAUUUACGGCUUUUGCCUAGGUGUAGCCACGUGUUUCACCCUCAUUGUAUUGCACCUUGGUUUAGUGGCCACGUCACUUGCCCCGUGUGCAGGGCAAAUUUGGAAAUUCAAGUUGAUGAUCAAAGUCAAAACCCUCAUGAACCGUCGCUAGCGCCGGCACAGGUACUCCAGCAACAGGUUGAGGUUGAAUUAGAGCCGUCAGAUCAAACCAUGCAACCUCCUUGUAGCGAGGAUCAUCGUAAUGAUGUUAUUGUACAUAUAGGUUCAUCUCCGGAGACCAUAAUCAAAAGUCCGAUAGUACAUAAUAUAAGUGAUGUGGGUGAGCGUAGGGGAUUUUUUCCUAGGUCACAUUCAACGGGGCAUUCGUUGAUUGAAGAUCGUGACAAGUAUACACUAAGGUUAUCGGAGGAGGUACGUAACAAGUUGGUGAAUGUUAAUAAUUUAAAUAGUAUACCAACUCCAACAAUCGUUACUCCACGGACCGGAUACCGGUCUAGGAGAAGUGUAAGUUGUGUUACAACACCAGUUAAAACGGAUCAGUGGCGGUUUACCAUGAGCCCGCCCUUUGUUUCUCGGUCAGGGUCUAUCAGGACGGAGACAGCUGAAUGUAGCAAUAAUAACAAUAACAAUAAUAAUAUAGGGACAUUUAUGAGAAGUCCACGGAGUUUUUUUAAAGCAAUGAAAUCGCCGAAUAAAUCAUCACCGUUGAACCGGGUUGUUCGGUGUGAUGACAUAGGAGAACGGUCAUCGGAUAAAUUGUGGCCUAAUCGCACGUCUCAAGAGUUGGAUUUAGAGGGUCAUUAGUGCUUUGGUCAAUGGAUGUUGAUUGUUAUUUGUUAAGUAAUGUUGUAAUUGGUUUAAUUGUUCAUUUGGAUUGUGAUUGGUUGGGCGGUUGAUAAUUUAUUUAAUGCAUGCCAAUUUUUUUAUUUUCUUAUUUUUUAAAUGUGUAUGACUUUUAUUUUUUAUUUUUUAAGUAGGAAUGAUAAGUACUCUCUCGAUUUGUUUCGAAAUACUUGGUAAUGGUUAUACUGUACGUUUAACGAUUGUUAUAGCUCCCGUCAAAAAAAAAAAAAUGAUUGU